CUUUUGGGUUAAAAACGGGUCGGGUCCAACCAGGAAAAAACUGUAUGGGUUAAGGGUUUUGUGAUUUCAAGGGGAGGGGUUUCUCUCAAUUGAUUUGCUUUGCUUUUACAACAGCCGCUGCCUUUCUUCUCUGUAGAGGAAGAAAGAUCCAGUUUUGGGCUUCGAAUUUGUAUCAGCUGUGUCUGGUUAACAAUCCGUAGCCAACACCAGCAAAAAUGGCAGCCUUUGUUCCUCCAUCUCCUGCCGCGGCGACGACCCCACCGGCGGCCGGUUCAACCCCGACCGCCACCGAGAAGCCAAAAGUGGACUACUUGAAUCUCCCCUGCCCCAUUGCGUACGAAGAAAUCCACCGCGAUGCCCUCAUGUCCCUGAAGCCAGAUCUCUUUGAGGGAAUGCGAUUUGACUUUACCAAAGGACUCAAUCAGAAGUUUUCUCUGAGCCAUAGUUUGAUGAUGGGGCCAACAGAGAUUCCAUCUCAGUCAUCUGAAACAAUUAAAAUCCCCACUGCUCAGUAUGAGUUUGGUGCUAACUUUUUAGACCCUAAGUUAGUACUUAUGGGGAGAGUGAUGACGGACGGGAGAUUAACCGCAAGAAUGAAGUGUGAUUUGACUGAUAAUCUUGCUCUGAGGGCCAAUGCUCAACUUACAAAUGAGCCACAUAUGUCACAAGGCAUGUUCAAUUUUGAUUAUAAGGGAUCAGACUAUAGGACUCAGUUUCAACUAGGAAACGGUGCUUUACUUGGUGCAAGUUACAUCCAGAGUGUGACUCCUCAUUUGUCAUUGGGUGGUGAAAUAUUCUGGGCUGGUCAACAUCGGAAAUCUGGCCUCGGUUAUGCUGCUCGUUACAGCACUGACAAGAUGGUUGCAGCCGGUCAAGUUGCUAGCACUGGUAUGGUUGCUCUAAGCUAUGUACAGAAAGUGUCUGAAAAGGUUUCUCUAGCGUCAGAUUUUAUGUACAACGCAAUGUCUAGAGAUGUCACGGCCAGCUUUGGAUAUGAUUAUAUUCUACGCCAGUGUCGAUUAAGAGGAAAGAUAGAUUCCAACGGUGUUGUGGCUGCUUUUCUGGAGGAGCGUUUUAAUAUGGGACUCAAUUUUAUUCUUUCGGCUGAGAUUGAUCAUAAGAAGAAGGAUUACAAGUUUGGAUUUGGACUGACAGUCGGAGAAUAGAAUUAGACGGGCUUUCCAUUUCAGCUGGUUGUUGCAAGCAUCGUUCGAGUUUGUUAGAUUUUUCUCAUUAUCGUUUGAUUCUUGUAUCUGCUGAAUAGCAUUACUCGUCUAUACGGGAAUCAGAUUGGUUUUUUAGUAAAUUUUGCAGGUUUGGUGAGAUCUUUGAUUGAUUCUCCAAAAUGCGUUUACCUGUCCUUACAUUUGAUCGACUCUUUGUUGGUUCGAUUAUUUUUGUGUUUUUUAGAUAAUAAUUACUCAUUUCCAAAUCAACAUGGAGAAGGAGAAAGUAUGUUGCCCUUAUUGUUUAAUUGUUAUUUUUGGAAGACAUUUUUUUUUUUUUUUUG
Striga asiatica is the source of this 1510-nucleotide messenger RNA. Lineage: Eukaryota; Viridiplantae; Streptophyta; Magnoliopsida; Lamiales; Orobanchaceae. The record is from the annotation of a GenBank genome assembly.